This is a messenger RNA of Hibiscus syriacus, 1002 nucleotides long. Its product is annotated as 14-3-3-like protein. The transcript is spliced from 2 exons. Gene Ontology annotation, cellular component: cytoplasm. Gene Ontology annotation, biological process: signal transduction. The record is from RefSeq and is a predicted model, not a curated record. Lineage: Eukaryota; Viridiplantae; Streptophyta; Magnoliopsida; Malvales; Malvaceae. Bases 1 to 381 code for a protein of 126 amino acids.
AUGCGGAAAAACGUCUACCUGGCGAAGCUCGCCGAGCAAGCCGAGCGUCAAGUUCAUGGAAAACGUCGUCUCCGACGUCUCUGCCCCGACCAACUCACUGUGGAGGAACGGAACCUCCUCUCUUUCGCCUACAAUAACGUGAUCGGAGCCCUCCGUGCCUCCUGGCGGAUUGUCUAUUCCAUCGAGCAGAAGGAGGAAGGGCGUGGCAACGCUGAUCACGUCUCCGCCAUCCGCGAGUACAGGGCCAAGAUCGAGUCUGAGUUGUCCAACAUUGGCGCCUUAAUUUUGAAUCUUAUUGACGAGAAGCUCGUUCCAGCUGCCGGAAACGGGGAUUCCAAGGUCUUUUAUCUGAAGAUGAAAGGAGAUUACCAUAGGUAUUAGGCUGAGUUCAAGACAGGUGACGAUAGGAAAGCCGCUGCCGAAAAUACGCUCAAUACUUAUAAAUCUGCCCAGUUUUGUGGUCAUUUCAUUAAUUUACUUUCCUGUCUUGUGCAUGUGCAUUUGUUUGUUAUUUUAGUGUUCGCUUCAUUUUAAAUGCUUAUCGUGUUGAAUUUCUGUGUACUUUUAUGAAUCUGUUUUAUGCUUAAUUGUGGAAUAUUUUGAUUUGGAGGCAAUCUAGUUUAAUGAUCUACAUUUUCAGUUAUUCCCAUUAUAGGCUGUUUGUUUCCUGGUAGAUCUGCUGUGAAUUACGUUUAUUUAUUUGGAAACAUAAGCGUUUGAAGACAUUACACGGAAUUGCAAUCGAAAAUUCAUGAAAAUUAGCUAGAAAAUGGUCUCAAUGAUAUUGUUUCCGAAUUUGGUUUACAUUUUCUACGAAUAUUUCAUGAUUCUGUAUCUGAUUUGAGUUUAGUUUUUUUUUUGUGGGAUGCAAGUUUGCAUAGUUGAUUAUCUUAUUGGGACCAAGUUAAAUUUUGUUUAUAUUUGCACCACAGUCACUCAUCUGCCCCGUCUACCUAAGAUGUGAAAUUCCUGCUAAGCUUUGUACUGAUACAAGUAUUACAG